Macrosiphum euphorbiae (potato aphid) is the source of this 1500-nucleotide messenger RNA. Lineage: Eukaryota; Metazoa; Arthropoda; Insecta; Hemiptera; Aphididae. The record is from the annotation of a GenBank genome assembly.
AUGGUUAAACAAUUGAUCAAGGUGGCGGAAGACCCUACGGUCGGCAGGUACGUGGCCGCUAAUGUAGACUUGGCCGCUUGGCAAGUGGCGCUCGUCGAACGGCCGCUUAUUCGGGGCCCGUCGCAGGUCACACGGCCUGUGUGUCUGGGAUGUCUGAAGUCGAUUACGGCGGACUCAGCGGUGAGGUGCGAACGGUGCGGUUGGCCGAUGUGUCCGGACAGCAACUGUUCGGACGACGAAUGGCACAAGGCCGAAUGCGACUGGACAGUGACGCGGAGAAAACAGAAGAUAGAGAUCAAAGACUUCACGAACCCGCAUCCCAGCUACCAGUCGAUCACGGUUAUCAGGUGCCUGUACCAGAAGCACAACAACCCGGAAGUCUGGGCCAAACUAACCAAGCUGGAGUCGCACUGCGCCAGUCGCCGAGGUGGGUCCAAGUACGAAACGGACCGCAUAUGGAUUGCGGACCACUUGCGGAGGUUUUUCAAAUUAGACCCGACAGAAUGGCCGGCGGACGAGAUACUCAGAGUGUGCGGGAUCGUGCAGGUCAACGGACACGAAGUCCCGCUUACCGAUCCACCGUACGUGGCCAUCUACGACGCGGGCUCGAUGCUGGAGCACAGCUGCGUGCCCAACUGCUCCAAGUCGUUCACGCGCGACGGCCACCUGUUAAUCAGGACCGCGGCCGCAGCUGUCGAGAGCGGCGGACACCUGUCCAUCUCGUACACAGACGUGCUGUGGGGCACCGCACAGCGGCUCGCCCAUCUGGCUGACACGAAAUUCUUCGUCUGCAAGUGUCCUAGGUGUUCCGACCCCACGGAACUAGGAACGUACUUUAGCGGAGUCAAGUGCGCCACUGAAGACUGUAUGGGAUAUUCGUUGCCGAACGUCCAUCCGUCUACCGAUGACCCGUUCGACGUCGAAUGGACGUGCAACUUUUGUUCCACUGUCGCCGACCCAAACCAGAUCGAACUGUCGCUGGCCCACGUGGGUCGAGAUAUGGCAGCUAUGAACCGCCGCGACCCGAAACACUGUCAGAUGUUCCUUGACCACUACGUGUCGGCCGGCGACUUGCACCCCAACCACUAUUACUUCACCGAAGUCCGCCUGAACUUGGCCCAACUCUACGGGCAGCUGGAAGGCCAGCCGCUGGACACGUUGUCUUCGGAACAGCUGAGCCACAAACGAGAGCUGUGUCUGAAAGUCUUAAAAGUAGCGGACGCUUUGUUCCCUGCCGAAUGCCGAAUACGAGGAGCCCUGAUGUUCGAGUUGCACGCCGUAAUGGCGGAAGACGCCAGGAGAUCCCAGCAUGACACCAAUGCCGUAAUGGAGGCUCUGUUGAGAUCCAAGUCCUAUCUGGAACAAGCCGAAAAUUUGUUGAAAUACGAACCGAAAGAAUUGCCCGAAGGUCAGAUGGCCGCCCAGUGCAAACAGAACGCCAUAGAUUUGGACUUGUUGUUAAAAAAAUUACACGAAUCGAUUGGCAGCGCACCCAUGUGA